Messenger RNA from Ctenopharyngodon idella (grass carp), 3028 nucleotides. It is a transcript of the gene fhdc3, whose product is annotated as FH2 domain containing 3. Bases 214 to 2715 code for a protein of 833 amino acids. Lineage: Eukaryota; Metazoa; Chordata; Actinopteri; Cypriniformes; Xenocyprididae. The record is from RefSeq and is a predicted model, not a curated record. The transcript has 12 exons.
GUUGCUCAGGUGGGGAGGAUAUCUUGCGUGAGGGGUGUGGCUACUCUCAUCCAUUAAAGUGCUCGUGCUGGAAGUUGAUGGCGUUUGACAUGAGGAUUGUCUGUUGAGUUUCUCCAGCAAUGGAUGUCAGUUGAUUAAGCGUUCAUCGGCAGUAUCCUAAUAUUAUCUACUUACCGAUCCCUUCAGCCAGUGAACUGGAUUUGAGACAAUUGGAUGUCCACUUCGUGUCCUCCAAUGGAUGGAGCUCCAGUUGUAACCACGGCACCUCUACCUCCUGUUUCCUCCAGGUGCUUUCAAAAUGAGACCUCACCCUUCAGACGUACCGCCCAGCCCCCUCCCCUGGGCCCUCCACCUCCUCCUCCCCCUCCGCCACCUCCACUACCACCCCCACCGCCUCCACCUCCUUCACCUAUGGGGGACCCCUUCACCCGGACUGUCCAACGGCGCUCAAAAAUGCGCAACUUCAACUGGGACGCCAUCCCCAGGCAUAGCGUUUUGGGCAAGCGCAACGUGUGGACAGCCCAACGCAACCUUGAGAACUUUGAACUGGACACUAAGCGCAUGGAGGAGCUUUUCAGCCACAACGAGCACCAGGGUUUAGUCCGUAAGGGUGGGACGGUCAGAAAAAGUGUGUGGGGCCUUUCGCAAAUCACUACAGAAGCAGAGAAUGUAUCAAUUCUCAACUCUAAGAAAAGUAUGAAUAUUGGUAUUUUGCUAAAACGGUUUAAAAGGACACCGAAGGACAUUGUAGAGGCUGUCAGGCACGGGAACCUCUGCUUUGCUUCCGGGAAACUGAAGGAACUCAACAAGCUGUUGCCCGAUGACAUGGAGACAAAGAAGCUGAUGUCAUUCAAUGGAGAUUUAUCUCAGCUAAAUGAUCCUGACCGUUUCAUGGUGAUGCUGGUUCAAGUGCCUGGGUAUAAAGUGAGAUUAAAGAGCCUGCUCCUCAGAGAAGAGUUUUUUCCCUUUAUAGAGGAGAUCAAGCACUCCAUUGCUGUCAUGACAACUGCUGCUAAUGAAUUGCUGGCAUGUGAUGACCUACAUUCAAUCAUCAGACUGGUGCUGAAGGCUGGUAACUACAUGAAUGCAGGUGGCUAUGCAGGUAGUGCCAUUGGCUUCAGGAUGACAUCAUUGCUCAAACUAGUGGACACCAAAGCAAAUAAACCUGGCAUGAACCUUAUGCACUAUGUAUCCAUGCAAGCCCAGCAGAUCGAUGAAGCUUUGCUGCGUUUCCCUGAUCAGCUUCAACACAUUGGAAUUGCUGCAAGGAUCCAAAAGCAGGAGGUGGAGAUGGACCUUCAAAGGGAGUUGGAGAAAAUUAGGGAAGCAAAGAUGGAUGCUAGUAAACAGCCCGAUUUACAACAUCAGAUGGAAGCAUUUCUUUGUUUGGCAGACAUUCGGCUUGCAGACGUGGAGGCCUCUCUUCAGGAACUGGACACCAUCAGUGCCUCAGUGGCAGAGUACUUCUGUGAAGACCCAGCCUCAUUUAAACUAGAGGAGUGUUGCUCUAUCUUUCAUUCCUUCUGUGAGAGGUUUGAGAGAGCUACACAGGAAAACCGUGAGCGAGAAGUGGCUGAGACUCGCAAGCGACAGCAGAGAGAAAGAGAAAAGCUGACCAGAACGGCUAAGCGCCGAUCCACCGGCACAUGCUCCAAUCGGGAUGCGAGUGAUGAAGCCACCGCUCUAGAAUCUGUCCUGACCAGUUUCCUUAGCCAGCGUCCUUCUCGCAGGAGGCCCGUUGGGGACAGAUCUGUCACAGACAGCCCCAUCAAAAACAUCUGCCCUCAGGUUGAGGAGCCUGAGGGCGGAGGGCAUCUGGACAGCCCUGCGGAAACCAAAGAGGAGAAAAUUGAGAUCUCAAGGGUGCAAGAACCAGAGGACAUCUGCCAGAAGGAGGAGGCUUCACUCUGCGGUGUUAAUGAUGUUCAGCGAGCACGCGCCACAUCCAAAAGAGGACAGUGCAUUGAUGAUGGACUGAUUCCUGAAUGCAAUGACCAUAAAAAAGGUGGGUGUAGCAACACCUCUACCAAACAAGAGUUUGUGGUGACUGAAGGUGAAGGGGUGGAUAAAGGAGAAGUGGAGGAGACUGGAGACAUGGAUAAAGGAGAAAGAGAGGAGAACAAUGAGAAUACAGAGGAGGCAGACAAAAUGCCCGAGCUCUCCGGCAAAAUCUUCCGCUUUCAGGAUUGCGGCGGCCUGAAUGGAACCAUUACACCAGAUCGUUCCCGAGGCCACGUCAUGUGCACCUCUACUCCUCGACAGAGGAACAUAAAAGAGGUGGAUCUGGCCUUGCAGAAUGGAAUGGGAGGUCUAGGCUCACCGUGGACCAUCCUCAGCCCUCGUAUCUCUCCCAGUAACACUCCCCACCGCAGACACUCCUUCUCCUUCUCCAGGGUGGAUAUCCUUGAUGAUGGGGUAUGGGCGUUGCCUGACACACCUGUGCGCGACAAGCCCUCUUUCUCUCAUAAAUCGGGUGUGGGGACUUCAUCCUCAUUACCAGACUGUCCAUCAAAGCAAACUCCAGCACACGGGAUGCCUAUAAGGUCUGCAUCACUUACUGAUGAAAAAGAGCAAGCAUCUAACUUCAAACUGGGACAGAUCUUUCAUAGACGCAAUGGACAGGAGCUUCCUCCAGAUAAAAGACCCGAAAGCUCAGGACUUGUGUCUUUCUUUCGACGCUUUGGGGAAAGAAACAGGGCAGGAACUGUUGGUUAAGAAGACAUGGCAUGUCUUACAGAGUUUUAUAUUUUUAAGGAUUUUACGCUGCCAUGAAGGAUUUGAUGAAUGUAGACAAUUGGGGACUUGUCUUACAAUGUUCUUAAUGUCUUUUGUGUUCUUAUGCAAAACUACCUGAUGACGCGUGCUGAUGUCUUGAUAUUUUAUUAGUUUUUAGCAUUAUUUCUAACAAGUUGAUUUUAUUGAUUCACAACACUGAAUUUCAGGGACUGAAAUGCAUUUUAUUUUUGUUCUUUGUCUUUUUAAAGUUUGUCUUAUUUUUAUGUAAUAAAGUGUGGAUUCCACCUUUAAA